AUGCCUUCUGCCACGGCAUCCGGCGCGGACACCGGGUCCGGUGCGAGGUCUCGCGACCACAAUCAAGGGAAUCAGGAGCGUAAAUACACCCCCGAGCAGAAGGCCGCCGUGCUACGGGUACGGAAAUGCUCUACGCACGCAUACUACGAGAUUCUGGCGCUGGAGAAGACCGCAUCGGACGGAGAGAUUAAGAAGGCAUACCGGAAGUUGAGUCUGUUGACACAUCCGGAUAAAAACGGCUAUGAGGGAGCAGAUGAGGCUUUCAAGAUGGUGUCACGAGCAUUCCAAGUGCUGUCAGAUCCCGAGAAGAAGUCUAGAUAUGACAAAUUUGGCGGCGAUCCAGAUAGCAGAUUCAAUCCUGGUGCUUCUUCCAGCGGUCCUUCGCCGUUCAGUGGAUUUUCUUCUGGCGGAGGCUUCCCUCGGUCGACGCCAGCUGGAUCGGCCUUCUUCGAGGAGGAGAUCUCCCCGGAGGAGCUCUUCAACCGAUUCUUCAAUGGUGGCUUUGGUGGCAUGGGCGGAGGCUUCAGUCCUUUCGGAGGACCUCAGUUUGUCUUCAAUAUGGGAGGAGGACCGGGAUUCCGUGUACAUCAGUUUGGCGGUACGCGGCCGCGGAGAAGGCCGCGGGAGGCCGCUGCUGCUUCAGAGCCACCGCCAUCGGGAUGGGCGUAUCUGCAGCAACUGCUUCCUCUUAUUCUGUUGUUUGUCCUGCCACUGCUCUCGUCACUUUUCUCCGGUUCUUCUACCCCUUCAGGUCCUACCUAUCGCUUUGAUGCUGCUGUGCCACCCCACACGAUGCAGCGAACCACGCCGAAACUCAAGGUGGACUACUUUCUCAACCCCGUGGAUGUCGAAGAUUACAGCGCUCGAAAAUUCCACCAGCUGGAUCAACGAGUGGAAGUGGAUUAUGUCUCGAAACUGCGGCAUGAAUGUGAAGCUGAGGUGCAACAUCGGGAGCGCAUGAUCCAAGAUGCGCAGGGCUGGUUCUUUCCGGAUGUUGAGAAGAUGAAGGAGGCGCGAGCGAUGGAGCUGAAGAGCUGUCGGCGGUUAGACUCGCUGAAGGGCCGAUUGAACUACUAA
Messenger RNA from Paecilomyces variotii, 1077 nucleotides. Its product is annotated as molecular chaperone. Lineage: Eukaryota; Fungi; Ascomycota; Eurotiomycetes; Eurotiales; Thermoascaceae. Gene Ontology annotation, cellular component: endoplasmic reticulum membrane. The coding region runs from base 1 to 1077 and encodes 358 amino acids. Gene Ontology annotation, biological process: cellular response to misfolded protein. The record is from RefSeq and is a predicted model, not a curated record. The transcript has 3 exons. Gene Ontology annotation, molecular function: Hsp70 protein binding.